ACAAAGCGGAGCAGGCAUGUCCACGAGUCAGGAGCACAUGAGCACAGGAGCACAUGCUUAACAAACAGGCUACUGGAUGUUUUUUAUUUUUUGAGGAAACUACGAGUGUGUGGCUUUAUCUGUACUGUGUGUAAAUGUAACUUUAAACAACACAAUAUAGUUUGAAAUGUUUUGUUUUGUGGGCCUUAGAUGAGUUGUUCUCAAGCUGUUUUUUUUUUUUUUUUUUGUCAACGAUCUGUUCCUUUUUCUUGAAGGCUGUGUGUUACACUGUGUGUUACAGUGUGUAUGUAUUACAGUGUGUGUAUGUGUGUAUAUGUGUGUAUGAAAGAGAGAGAGUUGAAGGAAUGUUGUGAUGUCAUCAGCCCAGUCAAACACAAAGACACAGAGCACCCACAGGCGCUUGAUCCACUGCUUAGUGCUUAGUUAGCAUACUCUGGAGCGACUGUCCACGUCCUACUGUGAGUACUCUUAUUCUCCCCCUAUGUGACGCCUGCCGUGUGUUUUGUGGUGUAUAGUUGAGGUGAUGGCUUGUACUUGUGCUCAGGUCAGCCUCCAGCGCAGUACAAAGUGUUAAGUCGACACAUAUGUGUAUUCUUCUAGUGAGACUCUCUCAGCUUUCUUCCCUCCAAGUAGCAGCCAUUGUUUAACUCCCUGCUGUGGUUGGAGGAGUCCAUUUCAUUUCUAGUGGCAUGAAUUUGGCUUCCACUGAUCCAGCUUUAAACUGUUUUUUGUUUCAGUUGCACAUAAGUGAAAAUACUAAAGCUGAGUGGAUUUGUGUAGGGAGAAAGGAGCAGGGUUUGGGGUAGGAUGUCUGUUAGGGAGGGACAGGAGGAGGGGAGCUGCUGAUGACAGAAACAGCCCCAUUCCUUUAGAAUCUCCUCCCAUUCAAGGCUCUGACACCACAGGCUUUGGGUUUUUGUUCUUCCGUAUUCAUGAAGGAACGGACAGCGGGGAAACACCAUGAACAAUCUCUCCUUGUAGUAAAGUUAAUGGAUGUUGUACCAGUGAUGGCAACUUCAGUCUAGUUUUUUAUAUAAAAGGAAGAAGUGUGAGCGCAGAGGAAGACUCUGCAAUUGCCUGAUGAUGUGAUUGUACAGUAUGUCUCAGAUUAUUACAUGCUGGAGAAUAACCAUACACUUUGAUUACUGAAUGUGGGUUGAAGAAAGUCCUAUCAGAAUAGAGAAGCUUUGGAGACGUGUUGAAGACAUGAGGCUGUAAUACAACAUUGUCAACUUUAUUAAGCUGCUAGCCUGGGGCUAGCACCUCCUGCAACUGUCCAGUGUGAGCCCCAUUCAGCUGCCAUCAUGCUGCAGCAGAUCCUAAAGGACAUGUACAUUGAUCCUGAUGUACUCGAGGCACUCAAUGAAGAUCAGAAGAAAACUUUGUUCCUUAAAAUGCGGCAGGAGCAGGUGCGACGAUGGCAAGAGCGAGAGGACAAACUGGAGAGAGACGGAGGAGAUGCCAAACAAACCAAGCCAAAAAAAGCGAACAGUAAGAGUGUGAGCUGGCUGCUGGGACGCGACGGGGAUGUGGCCGUGAUCGUGAUCGGAGAAGUGGACGAGCUCAGCGCCCGGUUUAUCUGCUCAGGACUAGAGAAGAGGUCACCCCCCAGCCUUCAGAACAACACGCACAACCAAAGCAUUUUGGCAAACACAAGAAUGGUUGAACCCAACAGGACAGAGAAAGAGAGCACUCCUUCAGUAACACCAAGCCUUCUUUUAAGCAAGGACAUAAGCACUUUACCCCCUCUGUCGGUGUCAGUGAGGGAGCACUCCUCGCCUCCUGCUGCAGAAAAGUCUGAGGUGAAGCCAGUCGACGUUAAACCAGAGGAAAAGUCCAUUCCCCACACCUCCAUCUGCCCCAGGCCUCUUGUGAGAACCAAUGCUGUCAUUGUGAGACCGGCCUCCGCCGCUGUUACACCAGGCUCCCUCCUGAGUCGAUACGGAGCACUAGGAUCCAAGCCCCUCUCUCCCACCAGCACUACCGCCCCCGAACCAGCAAAAACAUCCAAAGCACAAGAAAACCACAAAUCUCAGGAGAUCUGCAAAGAUGUGGCUCCCUCCCGAGUGACUGUACGGGCUGCGUCAGAGGACCCACUCUCCUCAGGGAAUGGGGCGCCGCCAUGUGCUGGGCGGGGCAGGGUGGCACAGCUCAUGAAAGCCUUCAGCACAGAGGGCUCAGCGGGACCCCCACAGACCCCGGGACAGACGUCCACCAGGGGCACCAAGCCUCCUCUACCCACCAAGCCCAGCCACCUACGUACCACAGCCACACCCUCUGUGAGGUAAUCUCAUGGAGUGACCUGCUGCUGUUACAGCCUCAGAGGACACGUUGCAAUUGCUCUUAAAGAAAAGACAAACGAUCAAAUGAUGCUUGAAUGUAGUUUUUUAUCUGUGGUCUGCAGUACUGCAAAUGUGGAAGAAAAAGUCCAAAGUAACUCAUGUUAUUUUUUUGUAUAACUUUGAAGUAUUUUAAGGGGGAAAUUAUGUCUUUGUUUACUUGUUGACAUUUCCGAGUGUGGAAAACAAUAUUUAAGUCCGUUAAGUCUGACUUGUGGCUGUGAGCAGAUGAAUGCUGGUGGACAGUUGGGCGAGGUGAAAUGAGGUACAGGGGACUUCUCGUGCUGCUGUCUCCUCCCUGGAAUAGUGUGGGGUUGUUUAUUUGUCACAAUGCGAUGCGUUCCCGUGCCACCUGGCAGCAGCCUCACUGCGACCUGUUGUGGACCAAUGACAGUGCCAAACGUCUCGUCUUUCACUCCCAGUGGAUCAAAUCCUGGCGAGGUAGACAGUCUCUGCCAAAACCUGGGGAUAAGAUCCCCUACACUCUUAACCUGUUACAAUUUUACUGAUGCUGUUGUUGUCUUUUAUAUGUUUUAUAGGGAUACACUUGUUUUGUAAUGGGAUAUUUAACACUACUGCAAUGCCUCAUCAGUGAUGCCUGCCUUGGUUAUGACAAGCUUGUAUGGUGCAAUUAAACAACAAUAAAGUUAUGUAAUAUGAGCACCGCA
Periophthalmus magnuspinnatus is the source of this 3007-nucleotide messenger RNA. RefSeq lists its product as uncharacterized. Gene Ontology annotation, cellular component: cytoplasm. The record is from RefSeq and is a predicted model, not a curated record. Lineage: Eukaryota; Metazoa; Chordata; Actinopteri; Gobiiformes; Gobiidae. The transcript is spliced from 8 exons. The coding region runs from base 1305 to 2288 and encodes 327 amino acids.